CACGUAUAAUUUGCCAUUAUCCACAAACAAAAAAGUGUAUACACCAGGGUUCUAAUAUAGAGUAGGAAUUCGGAGGAUGCCAACCUAAAUUGGUGUGAAGGACUAAAACCCAAUCAACCAUAAUUCAGCAGUUUCAUCCGGAUAAUCAGAUUUGUGUUGAAAUAUCAGUAGUGGUGGAGCCAAAACGGGGAGGAUCGCAGAGAGCUUUAUAGUUUGGAGAUGGGAGACGAAAGGGUGAAGAGUGAGGCGAUGCAGGUGCUGGGAAUGUUCCAAGGUUUGCCUCGUUUGGUCGUCUUUGAUCUUGAUUACACUCUCUGGCCCUUCUACUGUGAGUGUCGCUCCAAACGUGAAAUGCCUACUAUGUAUCCUCAAGCAAAAGGCAUUUUAAAUGCUCUGAAGGAGAAAAGAGUUGAUAUUGCUAUUGCUUCAAGAUCACCCACUCCAGACAUAGCCAACACUUUCCUGGAAAAGCUCCAAAUCAAGUCAAUGUUUGUUGCACAGGAAGUGUUCUCCAGUUGGUCCCACAAGACAGAACAUUUUCAAAAAAUCCACCAAAUAACAGGGGUGCCUUAUAAUGAAAUGCUGUUUUUUGAUGAUGAAGAUAGGAACAUAGAGGCUGUUUCUAAAAUGGGUGUAACAAGCAUAUUGGUGAACAAUGGUGUGAACAUUGUGGCUUUGAAGGAAGGACUUACAUGUUUCAAGCAGAAUUUUGCGUCAUUGGAAAAGAACAAAGAAAGAUGGGCUAAGUUCACUAAGAAGCCAAGUUCAUCACAAAUAGAUGAGCAACAAUGAAGUUUAGCUUGCACCACAGUGAUUUGCAGUAAUUUGGAGCUUAGUUUUGCUUUAGGAAAAUGGCUUCAUCCUUUAUACCGUUCAUUUUGUUAACCUAUAAAUUUUCGGGUGUGUAUUCAUACAUUUUUAAUCAUGUAACUGUCGACUAAAAUAAAUGUUAUUCAUUUGAAAUGAUUGACAAGAAUGACUUGGCAAUGUUAGUAAAUAAAACAUAAUAAUGGAAAGUAUAUAAAGAUGAGGAUAACAUGUCAUUUUUUA
This is a messenger RNA of Cuscuta europaea, 1050 nucleotides long. Lineage: Eukaryota; Viridiplantae; Streptophyta; Magnoliopsida; Solanales; Convolvulaceae. The record is from the annotation of a GenBank genome assembly.